Molecule: messenger RNA, 991 nt
Organism: Musca domestica (house fly)
Lineage: Eukaryota; Metazoa; Arthropoda; Insecta; Diptera; Muscidae
Product: dTTP/UTP pyrophosphatase
Exons: 4
Coding region: 272-895 (207 amino acids)
Molecular function (GO): nucleoside triphosphate diphosphatase activity
Source: RefSeq, a predicted model, not a curated record
CACUUCAAACAAAGCAGAGACAAAUACCCAAAAUGUUUUGCAUUUAAACACACGGUUGAUGCAAUCGAUAACAUUUCAAUGGGGCAACACUGAACAUAACCAUUCGUGGUGAUUUGCACAAGCUCAGCUGGCAAUUUUGGCAAGACUGAACAUACCUCAUGCACGUGAAGCCAAACAUAAACAAAACAAAUCAAAGGCCCAAGGAGUCUUCACUCAGUCUCCCAAGGGAAAAUACAUUUUUCAAAGGCUCCAAAGACAACAGCAAUACAAAAUGCUGGCUCCCAUAAAACAUUUACUAGCCCAGAAACGUAUUAUUUUGGCCAGCGGCUCACCGAGGAGGCAAGAAUUGGUUAAAUCUUUGGGUCUCAAUGCUGAACUGUGUCCAUCCACCUUCGUGGAGAAUUUGAAUCCUGCUGAUUUUAAGGACUUCUCCAAAUUUAUAGAGGCUACUGCAUUGGGUAAGGCAGAGGAAGUAUACAAUCGCCUCAAGAACGGGGAUAACCAAGAGGAACUAUUGGUAAUAGCAGCCGAUACAAUGGUAACCAUGGGAUCAGAGAUCUAUGGUAAACCAAAGGAUAGCGACGAUGCAUUUAGGAUGUUAACAAACCUGGCUGGCAAUUGUAAUCGUGUCUUCACCGGAGUUGUGCUGAAGCAUUCCAAAGGUGUGCGAUGCUUUACGGAAACUGCCGAUGUCUACUUUGGUCAAUUGUCAAGGGAACAAAUACAGGCAUAUGUUGAUUCCGGAGAGCCAUUUGACAAGGCCGGCGGUUAUGGUGUCCAAGGUGUUGGUGGUGCUAUGAUAUCCCGCAUUGAUGGUGAUUAUUAUUGCGUCAUGGGUUUGCCCCUUUAUCGUCUGUGCUGUGAACUAAACAAAUUGUUACUCGAAGAUGUUUAAAUGGCUUUAAUAUAUUUAAUUAUUUUAUGUUAAUUUUUAGUUUGUUACUGUGUGUUCCUGUGAAAUAAAAAAGACCUGAAACUGAAGAGAACUGAA